Molecule: messenger RNA, 608 nt
Organism: Macroventuria anomochaeta
Lineage: Eukaryota; Fungi; Ascomycota; Dothideomycetes; Pleosporales; Didymellaceae
Product: L-rhamnose 1-epimeras-like protein
Exons: 2
Coding region: 105-473 (122 amino acids)
Molecular function (GO): racemase and epimerase activity, acting on carbohydrates and derivatives
Source: RefSeq, a predicted model, not a curated record
CCAAGUUCCACCAAACUUCUUUACAGUGCAACCUCACCAGAAAUUGCCACUUCCUCUAUCUCCAGCCCGUUCCUCUUCCAUUCCGCUCAAGUCGAAUCGUGACGAUGGCAUCAACAGACCAAGGUCCCCGCCGCAUCGGCCAAUGGCUGUACCUGCGCCCAGAAUGCAUCGACGAGUACAAGAAGUGCCACGCAGCCGUGUGGCCAGAAGUGCUGGAGCAGAUCAAGGAUAGCAAUGUGCGGGACUAUUCGAUUUUCCUGAGCUUGGAACCGAGACCAACGCUCUUCGCCUCCUUUAAAUACGUCGGCAACGCGUUCGACGAGGAUAUGGCGCGCAUGGCGGCGAACCCCAAAGUGCAAGAAUGGUGGCGCAUGACGGAUGGGAUGCAGGAGAGCCCCGUCGAGGGCGCGGUGGGGAGCAAGGAUGGGCCUGGGUGGUGGGGACAGACGGAGGAGGUGUUUUAUGUGGAGUAGAGGUAAAAGGAAAGUUGGGACGAUGCCACGCGGCCUUUGUCAAUCUCUUGAACAUCUGCUGGCUUGCCAGAAACGACAAUCAAGUUGUGUAAGGGUGCGCGUUUGUGAACAUGUGGAUUGAACUAUGGGAAUGAU